AUGUCAAGAGAUGUGAGUUUAUCACCGAAAUCGAAUGAAAAUCGAUUUGGUUCUGGAGCCACUGCCAACGAGCCAAUUAAAGUUGAAGUUGUGAACGAGGAACAGGUUGACUGCAAUUUGAAUUCAACUGCUAAUCAAUUAGGCUUUUCUUCUACACUUUCGACAUCCUUUGUCGCAUCCGAAGACUUAUCCGAAUCAAUCGAUGACUUGACAGUAACUAAAGAGAAAAAGAAAAUCAAACCGAGCAAAUUAGCAGAAGAUUUGACCCGGAAAAGGAAGGAUACGACUAAUUCGAUCACCAACUUUUUUCAUCGAUUCACGCGAGGCGAUCGCGAAGAGAAGAAGAUUGUAGAAGAAGAGGAAGAAGAGCCAGUCGAAAGACCGGAAAAACUGAUUAGCCCGGAGUCUGAAGAAAAAUGGUUCGAGUCCAGAACACUUGAUGAGCAACACAUCGGCCACGAAGCAAACGCCGACGUUUACGAAUGGGACCCCAAUAAUAUGUCAGAGACUCUGGUUCGAGAACCACCUCCACUUGACCCAAACAAUGCGAUAUUUGAAGAAAAGGGAAUGCUCAAGCUUCUGGAAGAAUUUCGAAACGGAGAACUGCGUUGGCUUGAUGAACCACAAAUAUCUGCUAUGGAAAAAGUGAAAGAAGCGCAUGAAGAUGUAUCAAACAUUCACUUGAAAGUGUAUGAAAUUGAAUCAGCUAAACGAAAAAAGAGGAAAAAUAAAUUAUCGAAGGAAUCCGUAAGGAUUGUCGAAAGUCUGGAAAACAACAAGGCGAUGGCAACGUUCUUCAACAAGUUCUUCACAGGAGCAUCCUCAUCCGCGGCAAGUUCAGAUUGUGGAAAUAUGGACAUGCUUUGUCAGGCAAUAAAUCAGCUGCAGACAGAAAGUCAUGAAAACGUUGGUGAACGAGCCGCAGAUAUUGUUCGUCAAAAUAAGGAUCUCUUCGAGAAAAAAACAGCUGAUGUUGAAGUCUUCUUGACAAACUGCAAUGCACACGUUGGCUCCGCUGCGAUGGCCGCCGCUAUAAAGGGAUUGUUCGAUUCAUCGUCAUCAAAAAAUAAUGAGCAAGGACAAGAGAGAGCUGUCGAAUUGAUUCAUCAUUAUCUUGAGGAGAACCAGCUUAUUGGAGAGCAUCUUAAACUGGUCCCAGAAUUCAUUUUCCCGCUUAUACGCAGUGUCGGAUGUUAUUGCAUGGAGAAGAAGCACAAACCAGAAAUUGGACAGAAGAUUAUCUCAAAGGCAUUGGCAACAAUGUAUCCUCCUGGUGGAAGUCAUUCCAAUGUACUGACUUCUGCUCACAGUGUUUUGUUCGCUUGUGCGUUGAAAACCAAGGACUAUUCUUCCGUGGAGCCCUUCGUAAAUAUUCAUAUCGAUGAAGUUGCAAACGAGAAGCGCGUGCAGGAUGCUUCGCUGGAUGAGCAGUUCCCAACGUACAGUAUUGCGCGAUUGAAGGGUUCCCAUAAAGGACAAGGACCAAUGAGCUCUCUUGGAAAUACAAAUACACCCAGCCCGUAUUUGAAUCCAAAGUUUGUGCUUGAUUAUCUGUACAACGGUGCAUGCGUUUUGAUCGAGUUGAAAAAUUACAAAGGGGCGCUUUUCCUCCUGGAAACACUCCUCUCAAUCCCAGCUUACUCGGCACAGGAUCAGAUUGUUGAAGGAUAUAAAAAGUUCGUGCUCGUUUCUCUCAUUCUUAAUGGCGUGGUAGUAGACAACACUGAUAAGUUGCCUGGAACUCGAAGCCUGAAAUUGAAAACUCCGGAAUACAAGCAUUUGUCGGAAGUCAAGUUCAACAGAAGUGCGAAUACACAUGCCAAAGUCGAUGAACUUGUUCAGAAUGCAAAAGAUAAACUGAGAAGAGAUGGAAACCUUGAACUUGCAAAGCUUAUGGUCGCUGAGAUGAGAAAAAAGACCAUCGUUGCGCUGGCCAAAAUCUUCAGCUCUGUUAGAGUGUCCGAAAUUCAAAAGCUGGCCUUUCUGAAAAACCGUAAUCAAGUGACGGACCUUAUUGAGCAGUUGGUGGCAGAGAACAGAAUCAAUGUAACAGUCGAAGGAGAAAUGGUAUUUUGGUCAGAAGUAGCACCAGUCCCUUCUCGCCAUGACAUUCUUGAAAAGAUCGCCAAAGUUGACCAUCUGAACAAUCUGCUUCAAAUCAAAAACAAGGAUAUGAAGUCUGGAUCAGGACGUCAGAAGCCAUCGAUUCUAUACAACGAAGAUGAAGGACUCAGCAUGCCACCAAUCGAAUAA
This is a messenger RNA of Caenorhabditis briggsae, 2253 nucleotides long. RefSeq names its product Protein CBR-CSN-3 (gene Cbr-csn-3). The record is from RefSeq and is a predicted model, not a curated record. Gene Ontology annotation, biological process: ubiquitin-dependent protein catabolic process. Gene Ontology annotation, cellular component: COP9 signalosome. NCBI's taxonomy places the organism in Eukaryota, Metazoa, Nematoda, Chromadorea, Rhabditida, Rhabditidae. The transcript is spliced from 10 exons. The coding region runs from base 1 to 2253 and encodes 750 amino acids.